Messenger RNA from Nezara viridula (southern green stink bug), 470 nucleotides. The record is from the annotation of a GenBank genome assembly. Lineage: Eukaryota; Metazoa; Arthropoda; Insecta; Hemiptera; Pentatomidae.
AUGAGCGGGUCAGAGAGCCUUGUGCAAGCCAAUUGGUGUAACUUGAGUUACCAAACCGCUGGCCUGACCACACCGUCACUACUGAUUGACUCUUUGUCAGCUCCUGGCGGGUGUCUUCUCUCAAUAUUUGCGCAACCUGGCCCAAGGCGGUCCAAUCAGCUCCUUUGCUAUGGCUCAUAUGCCCAGUUGUUUACUGACGACAGAUCCCAACUGGCAUCAGGAAUGCACUCUCUAUAAUUGGUUGGAAGAAGCGACCCCUGCUGGCUUAUUCUAUUAGCUCCAAGUGCAUUCACCAAUCUAUGCCAAGUGGCCUAUCUCCAUUGUCUAUAUCCACUACGCAUCCUUAACUUCCAAACAGUAAUGCUUAGCUUAUCCGGAAUAAUCGAGGACUAACUCGGUUACUGAGAUAGUAUGGUUAAUCGACAGAACUAUAUAUUGAGUAAAAUUGCAUAGCACAAACAAUAUAUUAG